ACGAUAUAUCGUACAAAUUUUUUCGCUAGUUUAUAAAUUUAUUUUUGGGGAAGUUGAGCACUGUUUUUGUGAAGAAAUGUCAACUUAUGUUUUUUUGAACUAUUCGCUACCUAAGGAAAUAUAAAAUUUUAUUUCCUUCAUAUAAAAUGUUUAAGGAAAAUGAAUUCGUCGCAAGCUCCCUUUGGUAAAUUUUCAUUUUCUUUAAAGUACAAUCAAAAAUCUAUUUUUUUUUAAUUUUUGCUGAAAAAGUAUAAUGAAAUUUAAGGCAGGUUUGUUAAAGUAAUAUAUAUUGUAUCAUUAAGAAAAUAUAGUAAUUAAAAAUUAUCCACAUAAAUAAAAUAGAUGCUUGCUCAAAAGACGUGGACGAUAUAUCGUACAAAGUUAGGCAACUCAAAUGUACAACAUAUCGCACAUAAUUUAUUUGGUCGAUAAAUCGCACAAAAGUCACGAACGGUUGUGACUUAGCAGCAAUUGCAUCGUUAUGUUCAACUCAAUUUUAAACGCGAAUUUUUCUGGGAAAUAUGACAAGCAAUCGCUCUUGUUAAUGUGAAAUUUUACUUAUGACACAAAUUUUUAAUCAUUCAGAGAUUGGAGGCGCAAGUAUAUGCAUAGCACAUUUUGUAAAAUGAAGCCUUUUACAGAGGAAGAGAUUUUGGAAAUUUUGGAUGAAAUCGAUCCAAAUGUUUCUGAUUUGGAGGAUGACCAUGAAGCAUGUGAAGCAAAUAAUGAAGAGUUGAUGGGGGAACUUCAUCCAGAUGAUGAAAUAAUUAUUGAUUAUGUAUUACAUAAUAGUUCCUCAGUUUUAUUAGACAACGUGAGUUUACUGAACGUACAAAAUUUUGAUGACAUUGUUAUUGAUGAGGAUUUAGAGCUGGAAGGAGACAUAUUAUCUGAGCAAAUUUUGGUAUUAACCUCAAAAGCGGAAAUUAAAUGGAAACGAAGGAAAUUUAAUGGGUCUGGCUUUCAUUUUGAACCAGAUUUUCAACAAGUAUUAAAUAUUUUGGAGCCCUACCAAUACUUUGAACAAUUUUUCCCUGACGAACUUUUUGAGAAAACGACAUUCUAUACAAAUUUAUACGCUGUCCAAAAUAAAGUAUCGGGUUUUAAACCAGCUCAAAGUUGGGAAAUGAAAAUGUUAAUUGGAUUACAAAUAGCCAUGGGUUGCAUGCGGCUUGAUAGGAAGACAACAUUUUGGGAUCCUACACUUUCGAUAGAGCUUUUUAAGAACACGAUGUCGUUAAAACGCUUCAGACAGUUACGUCUAAACCUACAUUUCAUUGACAAUCUGAUGAUUCCACCUGAUUGCAAUGACAAAUUUUUCAAAAUUCGUCCUUUAAUUGAAACAAUAAGAAAACGCUGCCAAGAGGAACCUGUGGAAGAAGAUGUAUGUAUCGAUGAACAAAUUAUUCCAUUUAAAGGAAAAUUGUCUUGCAAAAUAUACCAAAAGGGUAAACCCAAUCCCUGGGGUAUUAAAAAUUACGUCCUGUGUGGAAAGUCAGGUUUUCCAUAUGAAUUCGAGUUAUAUCAAGGCAAAAAUACUAACCUCGACGAGAAUUUAGUCCGCACGGUAGGCUUUUCUUCCGCAAUAGUUCUUCAUUUAUGUAAAAGGUUGACUAAAUCUGGGCAUAAUCUGUAUUUCGACAAUUUUUUCAAUUCCUAUAACUUACUGGAAAUAUUAUCGCAAAGGAAUAUAAAUGCGGCAGGAACAGCUCGGGUUAACAGAUUUGGUCGGACUACAUUUGUAUCUGAUAAAGAUCUUCUGAAGCAAGGAAGAGGAUCGUCUGACUGUUUGGUAAGCACGGAUGGAAAAAUUUGCAUUGUAAAAUGGCUGGAUAAUAAGCCUAUUUACUUAGCCUCUAACUUUGUAGCGAUUGGGGAACAAGAUGUUGCUAAACGAUUUUGCAAAAAGACCAAAAAAACAAUAGAAGUAAAAAGACCGAAAAUUGUGAAGGAACAUAACGAAUCGAUGGGUGGGGUCGAUUUGCUGGACCAGUUAAUAAGUUACUAUAGAAUUUUUUUGAAAUCUUCUAAAUGGACACUUCGCAUCACUUCGCACUUCAUUGAUUUCGCAUUGGUAUCAUCUUGAAUUUUAUACAAAAAGGAUUGCAAUAGACAUAAUAUUCCCACAAAGGACAUAAUGAAGCUGCAUGAUUUUAGGAUGAAAGUUGCAAACAGGCUUGUUUUAUUUGAGAAAGCGGCAACUAUUCGCAAAAGAGGGCGUCCAAUGUCUAUAAUAAACUCCGACGUUAGACCAAGCAGUAAAGUAAGAAGAUAUGAAACACGACCGCAAAAAGAAGUGUCUGAAGAUCGGGUUGACCAUUUUCCUGCUCAUGACGGCAAAACAAGUCAAACGAGGUGCAAGAACAUAGGAUGCCGUAGACGUACAUAUUUUAUAUGCACUAAGUGUAAGAUUCAUUUGUGCAUUUCAAAAGAAAACAAUUGUUUCUUAAAUUAUCAUAAAAGUUUAAACUAAUAUUCUUACGAUACAUAUAUAUAUAUUUUUUUCCACAAACUUACAUACAUCGCUAAUGGUAUUGUACCUCCCUUAAUUUAGUAUUCAUUAUAUAAGUAAUUUAAUAAAUUUUUUAAAAAAGUUUAUAAUAAUUUAUAAGCCUUUUUAAGUAAAAUAUUAAAAAUAUUUUAAGGUUUGCGUUGUUAACUGUGUUUUUAAUUCAAAAAUAUGAAUAAAUGACAUAAGCAGAUAUAAAAAGAUGUUUACUCCUUUUGUGAACUUUGUACGAUAUAUCGUACAAUUUUUGGGGGGCUGUAAAACCUAUAAUGAUUAUUUUAUUUUUAAUUUUCUUACAAUUUAUGACUAUUUAGCACUAAAGGGAAACAUAACAAGUCGGUUGAUUUUUUUCCACCACUAAUAUGGAAAAUGAAAACAAAGG
Messenger RNA from Bactrocera dorsalis (oriental fruit fly), 2891 nucleotides. Its product is annotated as piggyBac transposable element-derived protein 3-like. Bases 605 to 2086 code for a protein of 493 amino acids. The record is from RefSeq and is a predicted model, not a curated record. NCBI's taxonomy places the organism in Eukaryota, Metazoa, Arthropoda, Insecta, Diptera, Tephritidae. The transcript is spliced from 2 exons.